AUGCAGGAGCUGGAGCAGAGGGUUACAGAGUCUGACCAACGGGCUGAGAGCGCUGAGAAACAGGUACAGCAGAGUUUUGAAACCACAGCUUCAGCUACUUCAAACUACUGGAAAAGCUUCAGUCGCCUCAAGUAGCUGCAGCACAGUGUGCCCACAGUCAGGCUCAUCUCCACUACAAAAGUCAAAAGAGAUGUUCAGAACAUUCUCUCUCUUUCACUUUCUGUCUCUGUCUUUGUCUCCCUCUCAUUCCUUUAAGUUCUGCACUAUGCUCUGGAUAACCAUCGAGGCUCAGCUUUUGUCUCCUCCUCUACUGAUAGUCAGAGAAAGAGCCCAUUUAUUCCCAUCUAUCUUGUGAGUCUAUGAGCAUGUAAUCAUACUGUAGUUAAUGAUCUAUUACAGGUCCAUGUCAUGGAAGAGAAGCUGAAAUCUGCAAAUAUACAACCCAGCGAAUCAGAGAACUCGUUGUACAGAAGGUACCAGGAGCUGACCAAUCAGGUGCAGGAGAAAGAUGCUGUGAUAAAGAGAUUAGAGGUGCGGCUGGAAAAACAGGUAUGGAAGUUAUAGUGUGAGUCACAAAUGGUUUCCUAUCCCUUAAAUAGUGCACUACUUUUGACCAGAGCUCUAUGGCCCCUGGUCAAAAGCAGUGCACUAUAUAGGGAAUAUGGUGCCAUUUGGGAAGCAACUAUAGAUAAGGAACAUAAAUGUCAAUUUAUGUUCAUAAUAUGUGGGUUAUGAUGAACCCCUGACUAACCCUAAACCCUGUUUUCUUGGCCUAUAGAUCUUAGUUAGAGCCCAGGAGGCUAAGAUCAUUGAGGAGAAGGCUGCUAAAAUCAAAGACUGGGUUACAUUUAAGCUACGAGAGGUAAGCUAAGUUCAAAUACAGUAUGCAGUAGGAUUGUCACGAUACUAGUAUGUAUCACAAUACUAUGAAGCAAGGAAGCAAAGGAAACAACAUGAAUUGGACUUCAUUUCCUGAAGAAAACAGUUCUAAUGUUGGAAAAAACUGCCUUAUGUUGUCACUCAGUGUCACAUUUGUUUAUUUUGCAAGCUACAGAUGUAGGACAUUUAUUUGAGCCAGUUUGCUACAGCAGGAAAAUAAUCCUCCAGCAACAGGAAAUGUGAAUUAUUAUGUGGAUUAUAAUUAAUAUACAUUUUUGUUGGGGUUGAUACAUUUUUCGUAAGGGAAAAUCAAGUAUGAAAUUUCAAAGUGGAAAUUACAGAAGUAUUUUUAAACCUCAAAUACACUACACAUUUUAAAUGUACUGCAACAGGGUAAUCAAAUUAAGAUCCUACAUCUGUAUAGCACACAAUAUUUUACAUAAAGUAGGUUUUUAAAGGACCAUAGAGUUUAGUCUGCUUUGUGUUUUCUCUUUUUGCCAAGGAAAAUCUGGUAUCGUAGUAUCACAAUACUGGCAUCGUGUACAAUACAUAUAUAUCCUAUAGAGACCAGCCAGGUCAAAGAUUGCAUUAUUUAAACUGAAACACAAACAUAGCUCAUGAUCAGUUGAUAAAGACAAUGAGAACAAUUAACUCAAAACUUCUACUUAUUGUUGUCUUCAUUCUGUACUGUUUUUCAGAUGGAGAUUGAGAACCAGCAGCUGAAGAUAUCCAACCUGAAGCAGGCAGAACAGAUUAUGAUGCUGCAGGACAAACUCCAAGGUGAUCCUCCUUCCACUACAGCUGUACAAAACUCCUGGGAAUUUUUGUUAAUCUACUCAGAAUACUCUCUGAGAGUACCACACUGUUUUAACAGACAAACACCCUCACCCAGAGGCCUUCGAUGCUAGCCACCUGCUAGUCAGCUGUUGUCACCGCAAUAACUAGAAGGAUCUGUCCGAGUGGGAGUAUGUAGAUUAUGAAGAGAAGGGGGCACAGCACAGAGCCCUGGAGCACACCCUAUGUUACUUUGAUAGUAUCAGGGCCUAGUCACCUUAGUGGUAACCUGCUGUGGGCCUAUGUUCUACAGUACAUGUUGUGAUAUUGCCAAAAGCUGCAGCUGUAUCUCUAGAUUGACUAUCUUUUUCCCUCUUGUUCAAUAGCUAUCCUGGAGAACCCUUCAUCUCCUGGACCACCCACCUCUCCUUCCACAGACACCCACCAGGUACCCUGCAGCCCCAUAUACCCCCCAAGCUGUCCUGGGACCCCGCCUGCCCAGGAGGAGACAGGCUGGGGAAGACAGACAGGUCCAGGGGACAGGGCAGAGCAGCCCUGUAAACGGAGCGGUGACAGAGGGGACAGAGGAGACACAACAGGCCACAGCACUGUGACAGUAACCCUGUCAAAAACUCCCUCUCUGGGCAGCUGGGGCAGGGAGACUGGGGCUCGACCUGGUAGUCCUGUUCCAACCACUGGAGGUCAGGACCAACCACUAGGUGGCGCUACUCCCAGAGACCACUCCUCGGAUGAGCUCAGCAGCAAGUUCCGCUCCCAACGUCUCCGCUCCUCCUCCUCUUCCUCCUCCUCCUCUUCCUCCACCUAUGAAACAACCCACGGAGGUCCCAGUACCCCUGACACCCCUUCCCCCACCUCCACCCCUAAAAGCCCUCUCCUCUGCCGUUCUCCAUCUAACUCCCACCCCUUCCAGACCACCGCCCAGACCCUGACCCUACCCUCCCAAACUGGGACCAGCAUGACCCUACCCAAGGUGUGUUAAAUUCUACAUUCCUAAGUAGUGGCCCUAAUCACCUAUCAUUACGGUGCUAUUUCCCUUGCUUGUAUUUGUGCACCUGUGUCGUACAUUUCUUGUAUCUCAGGGACUCUUGGAGAACGGGACAAUCUGUACUUUUUCCCCACAAAUGUUUCUUAAUAUUAGCAACAUUUGAAAUACUGUAUAUAUUUUGAUAGACCAAAGUAUUAGCUAUCACACCAUGUAAAGGAACAACCUCCUAAUUCUCCGUCAGACACCAUAAAAGGCAUUUCAUUUUUACAUUUAUUGUCCAACAAGUAUUUAAAGGCCUUAAUUGUUUAAUUCUAACAUGAUAUGUAAUACAAAUAAGUCUAACAUGAUAUGUAAUACAAAUAAGUCUAACUUAAUAUGUAAUACAAAUCCCUACACUUAUUUUUGUUUUGUUUAAUAGCGCUAUGCACUGAGUUUCCAAAACAUUAGGAACACCUGCUCUUUCCAUGACAUAGACUGGCCAGGUGAAUCCAGGUGAAAGCUACGAUCCCUUAUUGAUGUCACUUGUUAAAUCCACUUCAAUCAGUGUAGAUAAAGGGGAGCAGACGGGUUAAAGAAGGAUUUUUAAGCCUUGAGACAAUUGAGACAUGGAUUGUGUAUGUGUGCCAUUCAGAGGGUGAAUGGGCAAGACAAAUGGGAUAUGGUAAUAGGUGCCAGGCACACCGGUUUGAGUGUGUCAAGAACUGCAACGCUGCUGGGUUUUUCACGCUCUACAGUUUUCUGUGUGUAUCAGGAAUGGUCCUCCACCCAAAGGACAUCCAGCAAACUUGAUACAACUGUGGGAAGCAUUGGAGUCAACAUGGGGCAGCAUCCCUGUGGAAUGCUUUCGACACCUUGUAAAGUCCAUGCCCCGACAAAUUGAGGCUGUUCUGAGGGCAAAAGGGGGUGCAACUCGAUAUUAAGAAGGUGUUCCUAAAGUUUUGAACACUCAGUGUAUAACGCUCCAGGGCUAAUUUCGUUAGCAUUUUGGUAUGUUUUUCUAGAUUCAGAACUUGAAUCAACAUUUUUAAAGUGAUAAUGCCUGAGAAGCCGGUUUGUUAUAUAUAUACCAAUAUAUCCAACAAACACCGGCUUCGAGGGCAUUAUCACUUUUAUACAACUGGUUACCAACAUAUUCAAAUAAUGAUUGACAUAUUUUCCAUUAAAAACGUUAUUUUGAUUAAUUUAUUCGUACUAUUUCAUCCUUCCACAAGAUAUAGUCCCGACACAAAUCUAGGGUUGCUAGAGACGCGACCCAGUCGUUCGUUCUUUUUGUUCUGUAUCUAUGGACGCUACCCAGUCGUUCAGUCUUUUUGUUCUGUAAAUAUAGACGCGAUCCAGUCGUUCGUUCUAAAUGUUCCAUUGCCAUACUGGCUGGCAACGUUCUUGCUUGCUAGCUAGCCAACUACGGCUAAUUUACAGUUACGUCAAAAAGUUCAGCCAGAAUAACAGCCAGCAAAGUAGCUGCAUUUGCAUUUGUUUAAUUUCUAGUGACAUUUAUUUGGAUACAUCCAUAACAAUCAGUUUAUGAUGCGCGACUUUGCCUGGCAGAGAAAAUGUGCUCUCUUGUCAGGACACUGUUCAGACAAAAGAAAGACAAUCCAUGACAUUCAUUUGAGCUGAUUUUAAUAAAUGAAACCAUACAUUAUCUUUGUUAUCCACCACAGCUGACAUAGCUGAAGCUACUUAUUGUAUGUCACAUUUAUCUGUACAUUCACUUGGAUGAGGAGUCAGUGCUACUACUUCUGCUGCCUUGCUUCAGCCUUUUGGGUGUUGAUGGUGCUGAAGUGUUCUCUUUGUUUUCGGCCAGGAUGUUGCUCCAGCGUUUUCUGUCUGUCAGUGAGGGACGCCAGUAGCUAUGGAGCGAACCUACGCACCGAUGACCACUCACUGACAUAAUCUCCCUAGCUUCUAAACCAGCAUUGGCCAGUUUCUGGACUGUCGUGGUCCUGAUGCUGUGAUGUGUGUAUGUAGUUGUUCCCGCUGCCCUGCAGAUCUUGGGUAGAAGUGCUGCCAGAUAUUUCACGCCCAUCGACUCUGACGUGUACAAGAUCGAGUCCCAGAUACACUCUCCUCUCCUUGGGUGGAGAUCAAAUGCAAGGGCGUUCUCCGGGCUAUUCGAUAGAUAUUUCUCCAGUGAUGCCACCGGGCAUAGUGGGUUCCCUGGAUGCUCGAACAUGAAUCCCCUCUUCAACUCCCUGCCCCUCUCCCUUGGGUCCAGGUGAUUCUUUGUAGCCUCGUUAUAUGUGAGAGUGGCGUAUCUGAGAGAGAGAAUGCGUUGUUAUAAUAUUGUUUUCCAGUAGCCUAAUUACGAGUGAAACUUAGAAAUAACACAAACAGGCUAUGAACAACAUACCUUAGACCGUUCUCAUCUGUUUUUACGAGGAAUUAGUUGGGCUUUAGUUGUCUGAUUUAUACAAAUCUCUGCUGUUGAAAACCAAAUGCUAUUCUAAAAGAAAUGGGAGAUAAUGUCUAGAUACUUUUUAUAGUGGAGAUCAAGUUUAUACAUUUCCUGGCUGGGCUGAUGAGACAGUGGAUUGUGCAGUCAGAUGGAACAGAGUAAAUAGGCAUUUUAACGUCAUAGAUUUAGCCGGUGGUAACUUGUGGAAUAGACACCAGCUGGAAUGCAGUUUUAACCAAUCAGCAUUCAGGAUUAGACCCACCCGUUGUAUAAAAAGAUGGGGGGGGAAACAAACAUUAUCCCUUAGAUCUUGCAAAGCAAAUACUUCAAUAGUUUAAGCAUAUGUUGCAGAAUAGUGAUACAAAAUAUCUUAAGGGGGUUAGCCAUCAGUGAGGGUGUUGACAAGUCAAUGACGGAGUUGACAACAAAUACUCAAUAUAAGCAUUUGUACAAUAUAGAAAAUUAUUCAUUUUAAAAUCGCCAGUAAAACAUAACCAUUCUAUCUGAUCUUUCCGCAAUCUGACAGUUGAGGUUAGACAAAAACCUGACACAGUUUAUAUUUUACAGAGUCAACAAAAAUUUCAUUUUUCUUCUUCAUUCAAGUGGUAUACAAAGUAUCAAUUUAGAUUUUCCUCAGUUGCUUUAUGACUAAAACCUAAUUAAAAUAAACAUAUUUGAACCAAAAUUCUCAUUUUAUCUUAAUCUAUCAGGGAGCUGGAGUUGACAAUAUUUUUAGUAUGAAUCUAUCAAAAGUAGAGAUCUUUACAGACCAUGAGUGAUCUUGUUGCACGACAUGUAUUGAGGACAUGAACAAUUGGUCCUUAUGGUGUAGCUAACCCUGCUCAUUCCUGAUUAAUGUAGGAUUUUAGACAAAUCUGAAGGAGUUGAUCAAAUCUCCUGACAAUUUUUUUGGGAAUCACGUUUUUGAGAAAAAUAUUAUUUAAAGUUAGAAAGGGCUAUUGCAAGAAACUACAUAAGACCUUUUUUUCAGUUCAUAUUCAUUAAUGCCAGUUUUUAGAACUUUAAACACUUUUUUGCUGAGUUGGGAUCCUUUGCUUCGGACAAGGGCAUUUCCAGGCAUAGAGCCAACAUGGAAAUGAAACAUUUUGAAAAUAUUUUGGAAAAUUCUAAAAACAAAUCUUUCCCCUUAUAGAAUUGCCCUAAAUGUAAUUUCUAAGCUCAAAUGAUGUAACAAAAUCUUUUUUUUUACUAUAAAAAGAAAGGAUUGUCCCAACCUUCAAGAAUCCCUGCUCUGUUUGACUGUGCCUAUUUGUGAUGGCCGCUCUGGGAUGUAAUCAGUUAAUAAACUUCGUUGAACUUGAACCACAUCAAUCAAUCAAUCAAAUUUCAAUCAAUCAUGUCAUCUUUAUUUGUGAACUAACAGGUGCGGACGCCCCUGACCCCCCGCGACAGCAUCCAGCUGGUGAAGAAACACUACAGCCAGCCCCAGCCUGGAGGUCUGGACCGGCUGCACCACCUCAAUGUCCCCAUAAACACCAUGAUUGCCUCCAGCAUCCAGGUAAAGGGAGGGAGCAUGCUCAACUCUAUCCUGUUGUACAAAAACAGUGAGAGGGUGCAUGAAGUCAACAGUCUGUCACGUAACAAUCAAAAAAGGGGACCUGACCUCACUCACUUGAUGUAGUUGCAAUUGAAGUAUUUGUUCUUCUGCACCCUGUAGAGCUAUGUGUCCCCUUCCACCUGCAGUCAUGUCCUGGAGGAGACAGAUAUAGAUGAUGGGCUGCCUGACAGUAUGGAGGGGGUGGUAGAGGGGGCCGGGGUAGAAGGUCCUCCCCAGGAACAAGUGUUGUUUAUUGGGUUGGCUGAGGAGCUGGAACUGCUGGACCCGGAUGUCCUGAAACCCCCCACCCCUCCUCUGCACCGCUUUCCCUCCUGGGUAAGACCAGUGUUGAGGGUAACGCGUUACAAAAGUUACGUGUUACGUAAUCAGAUUACUUUUUGGAGUAACAGAGUAAAGUAACGUGCUACUUUUUCAAAUUUGGUCAUAUUAUUACAGUUACUUUGUCAAACAACGCGUGUGUUACUUUUAGAAUAAUAUCUAUACCGGGCGCGUGUUUCCAUGAUCCGAUCUCGACUUGUUUCCUCAUUUAGUUCUCGAGCGAGCGGAGAAAGGCUGUUCGGAGAAAUGUAAUGACAGCUGCUGUCCAUAUAAAUGUAUAGAGGACGCACCUCUGAUCUUUGCCAUGGAUCGUGUCUGUGUGGCAAGUGUGUGGUCUAUAACCAGAACUAGCAGCUCGAGAGAAAGAUUUUGAAUGAAAAGAUAGGAAAUCUGUACAGAUGUUUGGCUUACAGUAUAUUUGGCUAAUUAAGCAGCCCAUAAAUAUAGCGCAGCACUUGUAGACUAGCACAGAAAAGCAGCGCCACAGAUGAAAGGAGACUCUAGUGAUCAAACCUGAGUUAGAAAGUAGCGUAUCUUUUUUUCAUGAAAGUAAUGGAAAGUAAUAUAAUAAUAACAUAACGCGUUACUUUCCACACAAAGUGAUAUUGUAAAGUAAUGUGUUACUUUUGUUAAAUGUAACUAGUAAUAUGUAAUAUAUAUUUAACAUGUUUACAUUUUAGUCAUUUAGCAGACACUCUUAUCCGGAGUGACUUACAUUUUCAUAAUUCUUUCAGUAAUCUAUCUCACCUGUGGUAAGUUUCAGGGUAAAAAUAGUCAUUCAACCCAUUUUAUAAAGAGAGAGAGAGAGAGCUCAAUUAGUACUCCAUUGUAAAGUGCCAAUAUAUUUCACUGCAUCUGUAAAACACAAACACACUCAUGCUUGCACAUUGAUCUAUGUGCUCUACAGGAGAGCCGUAUCUAUGCUGUAGCCAAGUCAGGGAUGAGAGUAUCAGAGGCGACCGCAGGAGCCAGAGGUCUUGGGCGAGGUGAGUUACCCUGCUGAUGUUGGAAAAGACUCUCUGUGUCUGUUUGGGUUACAGUAUGGGAUCUGUCAGUGCUCCUUUUGAUGUAACAUCCUAUCACCUGAGGGGGCUAAAUAACACCUGUGCAGGAGCGAUCUGGGAAGCUUUUAUGAGCUCUUUAAAGAGAUGUGUAAGGACAGAAACCCUGUUUUCUGCAGGGUCCAGCUUACCGCACUACCCCGCCGCAGGACCAUUCACUCACCUGAUUUACAAGAACAUCAGUGUACCCGUGUAUACCACACUGAAAGGGGUAAGUACCAUACUCUACAGUAGCUCGAACUGUGACAAACUGACAAUAACAUAUCAACUCCCUAUGGACUGUGGUAUGUGCUGAGGAAUAUCUAAAAGUCUCUCCUGUGUGUGUCUGCAGAAAGCCACUCAGAUCAGCAGUGUGCCCCUGCCUGAUGAUGACUCUGGUUCGGAGGAUGACAGUGGCUCUCUGGCCAGCCUCAGGACCUCCACCCUGGGCACAGACAGGAAGGGAAGCACCCCUGGGAGCCCCCGCGCCGUCAAGAGGGGUGAGCAUUGCUACAUCAGCGUUGCUAUCCCUCAUAUAGUUAGCUGACACUGAUUUAGUCUGUUCUCCGGUGCUUAUUUUCAUGUAAGCGGUCUUCCAACGAGGAAUAACUAUAGGUUGUUGGUCCCUGACACAAGAAGGAACAUACACUACAUGACCAAAAGUAUGUGGACACCGGCUCAUCAAACAUCUCAUUCCAAAAUCAUGGGCAUUAAUAUGGAGUUGGUCCCCCCUUUGUUGCUAUAACAGCCUCCACUCUUCUGGGAAGGCUUUCCACUAGAUGUUGGAACAUUACUGCGGAGACUUGCUGAAACAGGAAAGGGCCUUCCCCAAACUGUUGCCACAAAGUUGGAAGCACAGGAUCGUCUAGAAUGUAAUUGUAUGGUGUAGCAUUAAAGAUUUCCCUUCACUGGAACUAAGGGGCCUAGCCCGAACCAUGAAAAACAGCCCCAGUCCAUUAUUCCUCCUCCACCAAACUUUACAGUUGGCACUAUGCGUUGGGGAAGGUAGUGCUGUCCUGGCAUCCGCCAAAUCCAGAUUCGUCCGUCGGACUGCCAGAUGGUGAAGCGUGAUUCAUCACUCCAGAGAAUGUGUUUCCACUGCUCCAGAGUCCAAUGGCGGCGAGCUUUACACCACUCCAGCCGACGCUUGGCAUUGCGCAUGGUGAUCUUAGGCUUGUGUGCAGCUGCUCGGCCAUGGAAACCCAUUUCAUGAAGCUCCCGACUAACAGUUCUUGUGCUGACGUUGCUUUCAGAGGCAGUUUGGAACUUGGUAGUGAGUGUUGCAACCGAGGACAGACGAUUUUUACGGGCUACGCACUUCAGCACUCGGCGGUCCCGUUCUGUGAGCUUGUGUGCCCUACCACUUCGUGGCUGAGCCGUUGUUGCUCCUAGACGUUUCCACUUCACAAUAACAGCACUUACAGUUGACUUUAGCUUCAGUAAAGCCAUUUUACUGCCAAUGUUUGUCUAUGGAGAUUGCAUGGCUGUGUGCUCGGUUUUAAACACCUGUUGACAGGUGUGGCUGAAAUAGCCGAAUCCCCUAAUUUGAAGGGUUGUCCACAAUCUUUUGUCUAUAUAGUGUAGUUACAGGGUCUACAUCAGUGUUUCUGAACUUUUUUGUACUGUACCAGGGACCAACAAGCUAUGGUUCUUCUCUAUGGAGGCCUGCUUACAUGUAAACUAGUACUUGAGAACUAACUAAAUUAGUGCCAGGCUAGCUAACCAUCUAAGGGACCAUACAGUGACAUCUGGAGGACCAGUUGAGAGACACUGGUCUAGUGUUUGACAAUAAGUCCAUCAGCUGUCCGUCACCUGAGUCACCUGUCUGUCAGUUUGUUGACCUCUGACCUUUGACCUUUCCAGGUGUGUCCAUGUCAUCCAUCAGCUCUGAGAGUGACUAUGCCAUCCCACCUGAUGCCUACUCCCUGGACUCUGACUACUCUGAGCCGGAACACAAAGUCCAGAGAACAUCCUCAUACUCCUGUGAGAGCCUGCGAGAGCCUGUGAGUGACCAUUUACAGUACGAUACGAUACAGUGCAAAAUUAAACAAAAUGAUACCAAACCAUACCGCACGAACAGAACGAUACAAUACAACAAUACUGUAUGUCCCCAUACAGGAGAUGCUGGAGAAGUCAGGGUACCUGCUGAAGAUGGGCAGUCAGGUGAAGGCCUGGAAGAGACGCUGGUUCAUCCUGAGGAACGGAGAGAUACUCUACUACAAGUCUCCUGUGAGUCUCCACACGUCAUCACUAUCUGCUUUAUCACCAUCUGUUUUUCUGACAGAAUUAGUUCUACAAGAUUGCUCUAGCUUGGUCCCAGAUCUGUUUGAGCUGUAUUGCCAACUCCUAUGGUCUUUGUCAUGGUCUUUCAGAGCGACGUUAUACGGAAGCCUCAGGGUCAGAUGGAGCUGAACUCUUCCUGCAGGAUCGCCCGUGGAGAAGGAGCACAGACCUUCCAGGUGAGUGAUAGUGAAGAGGGACUGAAAACCAACAUUUGGUUCUGCUUCCCUAGAAUACCUGUACACACGCACACACCCUAACCUACCACCAGUACCAAACUGGGUCAAAGAGAAAGUGCAGCACGCAGACGGGCUUAACAUCAUCAGCUAUAGCCUUGCAGGGAAUGAAAUGUUGUGUUCUAAAGCUGAUCCUUAUCUUUACUGACCUGGUGAUGCUACUGUAUCGCUGACCACUUAGAGUGUGUGUGUGUGUAUGUGUGUGUGUCUGUGGGUCUGUGUGUGUGUGCGUGCAUGUGUGUGUGUGUGUGUGUGCAUGCGUGUGUGCGGGGCGUGCAUCCGUGUGAAAAUGGUGCUGGAAUGUAUAGCGGCCGUUUUACGAGCUCCUGACCAAUUCUGCUAGGUUGUGUGUUUUUUUGCACUGAUGUUAACUUGUUUUUGUACAUAAUGUUUUCGCCGUCAUUUCCAAUGACCGAAAAGAGCUUCUGGACAUCAGAACAGCGAUCAUUAACCUAGAUUUGUCUGAAUAUUUCUACUUCAAUGAGUCAGUGGCGCAGGACAUACUGCUCACCACUGAACAAGCCCUAAUCCCCGACACUCGGAAGAGAAAGAGAUGGUGAUAUAGAGGCCGAUGUGUGGGCACACUGAUGAAACUACGGAGAGUAAAUAAACCCCCUCUACCAUCUGUUCUAUUGGCAAAUGUACAAUCACUGGAGAAUAAACUGGACGAGCUCCGUUCGAGACUAUCCUAUCAACGGGACCUGAAGAACUGUAAUAUCCUAUGUUUCUCGGAAACUUAGCUGAACAAGGACAUGGAUAAUAUUCUAGCUGUUUUUUACUAUGCAUCGGCAGGACAGAAUGGCAGCGUUGGGUAAGCUCAAAGGGGGUGGUGUGGGUCCCUUUGUUAACAACAGCUGGUGCCCAAUCUCUAAUAUUAAGGAAGUCUCAAGGUUCUGCUCACCUGAGUUAAAAUACCUCAUGAUAAACUGUAGACCAUAGUAUUUACCAAUAUUUUUCAUAGCUGUCUAUUUACCACCACAAACUGAUGCUGGCUCUAAGACCGCACUCAACAAGCUGUAUAGGGCCAUAAACAAACAAGAAAAUCCUCAUCCAGAGGCGGAGCUCCUAGUGGCCGGUGAUUUUAAUGCAGGAAAACUGAAAUCCGUCUUACCUAAUUUCUACCAGCAUGUCACCUGUGCAAUUAGAGGUGAAAAAACUCUAGAUCACCUUUACUCCACACACAGAGAGGCAUACAAAGCUCUCCCUCGCCCUCCAUUUGGCAAAUCUGACCAUAACUCUAUCCUCCUGAUUCCGGCUUACAAGAAAAUCUCAAACAGGAAGUACCAGUCACGCAUUCAAUACGGAGUGGUUCGAUGAAGCGGAUGCUAAGCUACAGGACUGUUUCGCUAGCACAGACUGGAAUGUGUUCCGGGACUCAUUCGAUGGAAAUGAGGAGUUUACCACAUCAGUCACCGGCUUCAUUAAUAAGUGCAUCAAUGAUGUCAUCCCCACAGUGACCAUAUGUACAGUACAUAUCCCAACCAGAAGCCAUGGAUUACAGGCAACAUCUGCACUGAGCUAAAAGCUAGAGCUGCCGCUUUCAAGGAGCCGUACACUAACCCGGACGCUUUUAAGAUAUCCCACUAUGCCUUCCGACGAACCAUCAAAGGCAGAGUGUCAAUAAAGGACUAAGAUCGAAUCCUACUACACCGGCGCUGACGCUCGUCGGAUGUGGCAGGGCUCGCAAACUAUCACAGAUUACAAAGGAAAUCCCAGCCGCGAGCUGUCCAGUGACGCGAGCCUACCAGACGAGCGCAAUGUCUUCCAUGUUCGCUUUGAGGCAAGCAACAAUGAAUCAUGCGUGACAGCACCAACUGUUCCGGACGAUUGUAUGAUCACGCUCUCCACAGCCGAUGUGAUUAAGACCUUUAAACAGGUUAACAUUCACAAGGCCGGAUAAGGAUGCAUUCUCAGAGCAUGCACUGACCAGCUGGCAAGUGUCUUCACACACAUUUUCAACCUCUCCCUGACCAAGUCUGUAAUACCUACAUAUUUCAAGCAGACCAUCAUAGUCCCUGUGCCCAAGAAUGCCAAGUUAACCUGUCUAAAUGACUAUCGCUGCGGAGCACUCACAUCUGCAGCCAUGAAAUGCUUUGAAAGGCUGAUCAUGGAUCACAUCAACAUCAUCAUCCUAGACACCCUGGACCCACUCCAAUUCAGAUCCACAGAUGAUGCAAUCUCUAUUGCUCUCCAUACUGCCCUUUCCCAUCCGCCACGCUGACUCUCAACAUGGGGGCCCCUCAGGUGUGCGUGCUUAGUCCCCUCCUGUACUCCCUGUUCACCCAUGACUGCGUGGCCGUGCACAACUCCAACACCAUCAUUAAGUUUGCAGAUGACACAACGGUAGUAGGCCUGAUCACAAACUACAAUGAGACAGCCUAUAGGGAGGAGGUGAGAGAUCUGGCAAUGUGGUGCCAGGGAAACAACCUCUCCCUUAGCAAGACAAAUGAGCUGAUCGUGGACUACAGGAAAUGGAGGGCCGAGCACGCCCCCAUUCACAUCGACAGGGCUGUAGUGGAGUGGGUUGAGAGCUUCAAGUUCCUUGGUGUCCACAUCACUAAGGAUCUAUCAUGGUCCAAACACACCAACACAGUUGUGAGGAGGGCACGACAAUGCCUCUUCCCCCUCAGGAGGGUGAAAAUAUUUGGCAUGGGCCCUCAGAUCCUCAAAAAGUUAUACAGCUGCACCAUUGAGAGCAUCUUGACUGGCUUCAUCACCGCUUGGUAUGGCAACUGCUUGGCAUCCGACCUCAAGGCGCUACAGAGGGUAGUGCGGACAGCCCAGUACAUCACUGGGGCCAAGCUCCCUGCCAUCCAGGACCUCUAUAACAGGCGGUGUCAGAGGAAGGCCCUAAAAAUGGUCAAAGACUCCAGCCACCCAAGUCAUAUACUGUUCUCUUGGAAAGCAGUACCGAUGCACCAAUUCUGGAACCAACAGGACCCUAAACAGAUUCUACUCCCAAGCCAUAAGAAUGCAAAAUGUUUAGUUAAAUACACUGCUCAAAAAAAUAAAGGGAACACUAAAAUAACACAUCCUAGAUCUGAAUGAAUGAAAUAAUCUUAUUAAAUACUUUUUUCUUUACAUAGUUGAAUGUGCUGACAACAAAAUCACACAAAAAUGAUCAAUGGAAAUCAAAUGUAUCAACCCAUGGAGGUCUGGAUUUGGAGUCACCCUCAAAAUUAAAGUGGAAAACCACACUACAGGCUGAUCCAACUUUGAUGUAAUGUCCUUAAAACAAGUCAAAAUGAGGCUCAGUAGUGUGUGUGGCCUCCACGUGCCUGUAUGACCUCCCUACAACGCCUGGGCAUGCUCCUGAUGAGGUGGCGGAUGGUCUCCUGAGGGAUCUCCUCCCAGACCUGGACUAAAGCAUCCGCCAACUCCUGGACAGUCUGUGGUGCAACGUGGCGUUGGUGGAUGGAGCGAGACAUGAUGUCCCAGAUGUGCUCAAUUGGAUUCAGGUCUGGGGAACGGGUGGGCCAGUCCAUAGCAUCAAUGCCUUCCUCUUGCAGGAUCUGCUGACACACUCCAGCCACAUGAGGUCUAGCAUUGUCUUGCAUUAGGAGGAACCCAGGGCCAACCGCACCAGCAUAUGGUCUCACAAGGGGUCUGAGGAUCUCAUCUCGGUACCUAAUGGCAGUCAGGCUACCUCUGGCGAGCACAUGGAGGGCUGUGCGGCCCCCCAAAGAAAUGCCACCCCACACCAUGACUGACCCACCGCCAAACCGGUCAUGCUGGAGGAUGUUGCAGGCAGCAGAACGUUCUCCACGGCGUCUCCAGACCCUGUCACGUCUGUCACAUGUGCUCAGUGUGAACCAGCUUUCAUCUGUGAAGAGCACAGGGCGCCAGUGGCGAAUUUGCCAAUCUUGGUGUUCUCUGGCAAAUGCCAAACGUCCUGCACUGUGUUGGGCUGUAAGAACAACCCCCACCUGUGGACGUCGGGCCCUCAUACCACCCUCAUGGAGUCUGUUUCUGACCGUUUGAGCAGACACAUGCACAUUUGUGGCCUGCUGGAGGUCAUUUUGCAGGGCUCUGGCAGUGCUCCUCCUGCUCCUCCUUGCACAAAGGCGGAGGUAGCAGUCCUGCUGCUGGGUUGUUGCCCUCCUACGGCCUCCUCCACGUCUCCUGAUGUACUGGCCUGUCUCCUGGUAGUGCCUCCAUGCUCUGGACACUACGCUGACAGACACAGCAAACCUUCUUGCCACAGCUCGCAUUGAUGUGCCAUCCUGGAUGAGCUGCACUACCUGAGCCACUUGUGUGGGUUGUAGAUUCCGUCUCAUGCUACCACUAGAGUGAAAGCACCGCCAGCAUUCAAAAGUGACCAAAACAUCAGCCAGGAAGCAUAAGAACUGAGAAGUGGUCUGUGGUCACCACCUGCAAAACCAGUCCUUUAUUGGGGGUGUCUUGCUAAUUGCCUAUAAUUUCCACCUGUUGUCUAUUCCAUUUGCACAACAGCAUGUGAAAUGUAUUGUCAAUCAGUGUUGCUUCCUAAGUGGACAGUUUGAUUUCACAGAAGUGUGAUUGACUUGGAGUGACAUUGUGUUGUUUAAGUGUUCCCUUUAUUUUUUUGAGCAGUGUAGUUAACCAAAUAGCUACCCGGACUAUCUGCACUGACCCUUUUUGCACUAACUUUGACUCAUCACAUAUGCUGCUGCUACUGUUUACUAUCUGUCACUUUAUUCCUAGUUAUAUGUACAUAUUUACCUCAAUUACCUCGUACCCCUGCACAUCGACUCGGUACUGGUACCCCAUAUAUAUAGUGUAUUUAUUAUUACGGGUUUUACUUUUUAUUAUUUCUCUAUUUUCUUUCUCUCUGCAUUGCUGGGAAGGGCCCGUAAGUUAAAAACAUGCAUUUCACUGUUAGUCCACACCUGUUGUUUAUGAAGCAUGUGACAAAUAACAUUUGAUUUGAAAAUAUGAAAAUGUAUGCACUCACUAACUGUAAGUCGCUCUGGAUAAGAGCGUCUGCUAAAUGACUAAAAUGUCAAAUGUAAAAUUUGAUUUGUGUGCCUGUGUGUGUGUAUGCUUGCUUACGUGUAUGUGUCUGUGCCUGCCUACCUACCUGCCUGCACAGGCACACUUUCACAGGCAUGCUUUCACACUCGUUAAUGCAUUUCUCUCAUAUUUUCUCAUUCUCCUGUUCUAAUCAGUUGAUAACGGAGAAGAAGACGUUCUACCUGACGGCUGACUCUCCCAACAUCUUAGAGGAGUGGAUCAGAGUUCUACAGAACAUCCUCAAGGUCCAGGCCAGCAGCCCUGUCGCCAUGGAGACCACCGCAGCCAAACCCACCGUGAGGGGCUGGCUCACUAAGGUCAGGGGUCAAUGCUUCACUGUGCUGUAGCCGGGGCCUAAGAGAUGAGAAACAGACAGCAUGUUUAAGGGGAUUGGCUUGAGCAAGGCGAGGUACAGAAUUGCUUAUCUUGAUCACAUAAUGAGUGGUUCAUUGGGAUGUAAGCAGGAUGAUUUGUAGAUCACAGAUUCUGGACUUGCUCAGGCGAUCCUCUCAAACACACAGAGAGUUUUCAUGGAAGCUUUUAAUUUACCGUUUUAAUGGAAGGACAACCCUUGUUUCAAAGGCAAUACAGAACAAUACAGCUAUUCUCACCCAAUGUAGAGAGACCUAUUAUAUCAACAAUAUGUUUCAUAUUAGGACACAGUCAGGAAAGUUUAAACUAACAAUUUUUUCGAUUGUAAUUCACAGUUUGCCGGAAGGCAUUCACUUCAGGCAGAUUCCUGGAAAGCUAAUUCCCGUUGGGACACGGCUAUGGUCAGGAUCCCUUGCUGGUCAGGGGAUGAUGGAAUGUUUGAGUGAUAGCCCCCCUUUCACUCCAUCCCCCUCUGGCUCUCUCCUGUCUCUCUCCACUGAGGUGUAUCUGUCUAUGGUUAAUACAGGGGGCUAGGUGACCUUCUAACAUCAGAGGGGUGUGUGUUACGGCUGACUGACAGAUGAACCCUCUCCCUACUCUUCCUUUACAGAGGCUUUGAUCUCUACACUAUGACGUUAUACACCUCAGAGCUCUGUAGUGAUGUACUGUUGGUUCACUAUCUCGCUCGCUGCAUAUUUGGCCUUUGACCCUGAUGAAGAGAUGUACAGCUGGGAUUAUGAGUCAUAAUGACGUGUAGCCAGAAGUCCACGCACACACCCACUCUCUAGUGCCACCUGGUGUUCAAAUGAGAAAUAUACUAUACAGUCAGUGGUGUUGAAUGUAUUACCCUUACACAUUCUCAUCUCUCUCUCACUCUCUUUCUCUCUUUCUUUCUCUCACUCUCUCUCUCUCUCUCCUCUAGGUGAAGCAUGGCCACUCUAAGCUGGUGUGGUGCUCUCUGGUCAGCAAGGUGUUUUAUUACUACAGGAACCAGGAUGACAAGGUACUCCCUUCCUUUUCUCCUCCUAAACUUACCUUCAUGUGUCCUCCAUUGUUGCCAGUCUCUAUAUCAGGGGUGCUCAAACUUUUGGGCUUGGUGGGCCGCGGGCCGAACAAUAAAGGGAAAGCAAAAUAUUUAUACAUAUUUUCUAAAUAUUUAGUUAGAAAAAUAAAAGGUAAGCAAUAGCUUUUUAGGGUCUUCAAUCAAUAGCUUUUUAAAAUGUAAUCAUAAAAUUACACUUCAAACAUUAAUCAAAUCGUAACCAUAUAUUUUGACACCUAACAACACAUUCUGAUUACCAGUAUUAAAGAUGUAUUAAAAUUGUUACAAUUAUAGCAUAGAAACUCCAAUCAAGUUUCUAUGUUCAUAAAGCUAAUAACUUGAAAAACAGCUGUAGCUUUAAAGUUAAAGGUGUUACACAGGAUUUCAGAAAAUGUAAUUUCAGAAAAUGUCCAUAAUAUAUCUGUCACUAAUAGUGUAAUGAUAAUGUUUCACAGUAUUACUUACUCGCCAGUGUUGUGAUUCGCCUAUUGAUUUCUCCCGUGGGAGCGGCAUCUGUUGUCAAAAUGGGAAAGCUGUUCUGACUCUGUGGCUGUGUUAUCUAGUGAAAAUUGCUCUGUCAUUUCCUGGUUGCUAAAAUUCUAAGCUGUUCGCUCAAUUUCAGUUUGUGAGAAAACAAACACUGAAUAGUGCAGGGAAUCAUUGUACCAUCUAAAUCACUGUUAAAUAUAUUUCCAAAAACAAAAAAUAUUGUUUUUACAGCUGUUUGAAGCGGUUUUGGUCCACCUGCUUCAAACAGCUGAAAAAAAACAUAUUUUUUGUUGUUGAAAAUAUAUUUCACAGCCAUUUAGAUGGUACACUGAUUCCCUGCAUUAUUCAGUGCUUGUAUUUUCACAUAAACUGAAAUUGAGCGAACAGCUUAGAAUUUUAGCAACCAGGAAAUGACAGAGAUUUCCACUAGAUAAUACAGCCACAAAGUCAGAACAGCUUUCCCAUUUUGACACAGAAGCCGCCUUCGGCGGGAGAAGUCAAUAGGCAAAUAUAACAGCCAAUCACAACACUGUCGUGUAAUUAAUACUGUGAAACACUAUGAUUCCACUAUUACUGCAGAUAUAUUAUGGACAUUUUCUGAAAUUAUAAUGCAAACAUUCAAAACAAUCCUAUGUGUAUGUAACCGGUGUGAAAUGGCUAGCUAGUUAGCGGUGCGCGCUAGUGGCAUUUCAAUCGGUGACGUCACUCGCUCUGAGACCUUGAAAUAGUUGUUUCCCUUGCUCUGCAAGGGCCGCGGCUUUUGUGGAGCGACGGGUAACGGUGCUUCGAGGGUGACUGUUGUCGAUGUGUGCAGAGGGUCCCUGGUUCAAGCCCAGGUAGGGGCGAGGAGAGGGACGGAAGCAAGACUGUUACAUGUAGCACCUUUAAUGUCCUGCAAUUCCACAUAUUUCAUCAUGGGAUGGAGUUUUUUUUUCUCUCUCAGUUUUAAUGCUAAUUCCCUGCAUUUCUACACAUUUUGCCAUGAUUUAUGCUACGUUCAAAUGAUAUCUGAGUGAGAGUGACUAACAAAAUCAAUGGGGGCCCUCUGGAGGUCAGAGCCCCUUGGCACGUGCCUUGGGUGCCCGGGUCAAUCAUUUGGACAUGAUUACUACAAGGCUUUGAUAGCUGGCUAGACUAACUUACCUAGUAAUCUAUAAAAUGUUAGCUGACAUGGAUUAAUUGAUUGACUGUCAGUGACUGACAUAACAUGAGGAACACUGCUGAUGCACUACCAAAUGUAUACAUUUUUUGGUCAGAGGCCCCCUAGUGGUCGUGGCAGGCCAAAUCAGACGUCGCCCCAGUUUGGUUGGCUCUGCUCUAUAUCAUAUGUGAAUAUAUUCCCUAAAUGUGUGUGUGUGUGUUGGUGUGUGUGUGUUUCACAUCUCAGCUCCCCCUAGGCCAGCUGCAGAUGCGCGAGGCGGCGGUGGAGGAGGUGGACAGGUCAUGUGACUCAGACGAGGACUACGAGGCCAGUGGGCGUGGCUUCUUGUCGUCCCAUUGUACCCUAGUGGUCCACCCCAGAGAGCAGAGCCCCACCUACCUGCUCAUAGGCACCAAGCAAGAGAAGGUACAGUACUUAUAACUCCACACCCUCUAACCCUAACCUUAAACCUAAUUGCCUAAAUCUUACCUAUGACCUCUUCCUAUGGAGAUAGAUAAGUGCCAGUAUUAUGUAAAGAAGUACAGUUCAACUAACAAUAUUUGUAAACAGGAAACACAAUACUCAAAUGUAAAUUGCUAUCCACAGACAAAUCAAAUCAAAUUGUAUUUCUCACAUGCGCUGAAUACAACAGUGUAGACCUUACCGUGAAAUGCUUACAUGCCCUUAACCAACAAUGCAGCAUUUUUUUUUUAAGUAAGAAAAUAUUUGGCCAUAUACCACUCCCCCUCUGGCCUUAUUGUUUAAAUAUAAUACACAGCCACAUUUUGGCACUUACCAAAAUGGGCAGCAGGUAGCUUAGUGGUUAAGAGUGUUGUGCCAGUAACCGAAAGGUCGCUGGUUCUAAUCCCUGAGCCGACUAGGUGGAAAAUCUGUCGAUGUGCCCUUGAGCAAGGCACUUAACCCUAAUUGCUCCUGUAAGUUGCUCUGGAUAAGAGCGUCUGCUAAAUGACAAAAACUAAACCUAUCUCCAUUAUUUCCCAUUUGUUCUCGUCCAGGACACCUGGCUGUAUCACCUGGUGGUGGCGGCGGGUAGCAGUGCCAGGUUCAAGGUGGGCACAGAGUACGAGCAGUUGGUCGGGAACCUACUGGACGUAGAGGGAGACCCAGGUAAGACAUCUACAGUCACCAAAUCAAUCAAUCAGUCAGUCAUCCAAUCAAUAAGCCUGUAUGUCUGACAUCAUAAAAUGCAAAUAUAACACAUGAGAAGGCUACUGACUAACAACAGUUGACUAGGAAUACCUUAAAAGAUCUGUAUCAGAUGCCAAGGAUCCAGAUUUAGUCAGGAGCUCUUUAAUGUUAUUUUCAACCAGGAGGACUGACUGAAACCUCUUGAUCCAGUCUUCAAUCUGCAGACAGUGUUUAUGACUGGGCUCUAGCAGGGCUGUUCCUGGUCAGCUGUUGCACCACUUGAGUUUGUAACCCAAAAAUGUGUGUGUGUGUGUGUGUGUGUGUUUGUGUUCUCUUUCAGACUCAGCGUUGUGGAGGAGUGAGGCUCUAUGUUUCUGUAAAGAGGGCCUGCGCUCCCCUCUAACCACUCUACCCUCUGAAGCUCUGCAGACUGAAGCCCUCAAACUCUUCAAGGUUGGUCCCUUCAUCUCUCCCUCUCUCAUCCUCUCCUUUGCUUGAACUUCCUUUCUUUUAGUCCCUUUACUUUCUCUUCCUUUGUAUUUCUUCAAAUCCCUCUCUCUUCCUCCUCUCCUGGCUGCAUUCAUGUCUACUGCUCUGACUGAGGCCCCAGCCCUUCUGUCUGUCUGUUAGAGGCAUCCCCCUUCUCUUCUCUUGGAUCCACUCCAUGCCCCUCUACCCUACCGCCGCUCACAGAUCAAAGCCUCACGGUAGGGGUCUCUAGCUCAUUAGAAGUAUGGAAAAUAUGUAAUGGGGGUGAUUAUCUCAUCUGAUUGAAGCUAACCAUUCUUCUUGUCCUUGUGCUUGUUGAGAGGUAGAUGUAAUAGUAGGAGAUGGGAGUGUGACAGACAGACAGCCCAGUGAAUGUAGGAAGUAGUGGGAGAAGGGAGUGGGACAGGGAUGGGGGUAAUGAAGUGGAUCUGGAAGAGGAUGGACCUUGAUCUUGAUGUAUCCUGUUCCUCUCUUUUCAACUCGGCCUCCCAGUCCGCCUCACCCCUCCCCUUCUCUCUAUGCUUCACUGAGCUUUCCCUCGGCCCCACAUUUUGGGUUGCUUUGUCUGAUUGGUGUUACAUAUAUAGAGGAAUGGAUUAAUUGAGCUCACGCACAACCCUUUAAAGUAUCUGUUCCUGUUCAAAUACUUUGAACAUUCACCCUUCUCUUCUGUCCCCCCCCGUCUUUGAAGUAUAGUCCCUGAUCUGACACGACUGGGUUAGUGAAAAGCUCUUUCAUGGGAUCGUUUUCACAGUAUUCAUUUAUACAGUGCCUUGAUCCUGACUGUGAACAUUCUCUUGUUGCCCUCCAGCCAUGACAUGGCCGGCUUGUUUGACGGCUACAUCCUGACUUGGUUUCACUAGAAUUGUAAUCAGGCUCCAAGUAGGAAACACCUUCAUGUUGCUGCAUGUUUCAUUACAAAUUUUCUGCCUGAGGUGGGUGGUCUCACAACAGUAUGUAUUUGCCUCCACCUGCUGGUAGAAAGGUGGUAUUACACAACGUAUCAUUGCAUGUGUUUUAGAUUGAUAUUGCAGUCUGACUACACAGAGCCACUGAUCUACAAAUCAACCUUCAUAAAAUACAUCCCAAAUAACUACUCAUUAUGUGCUCAAGUCUACCGAUUCUACCCCUUGCUUAAACUGAUCCCCUUAAACACAUUGAUUAUGGUCACGUGUAGCUCAGUUGGUAGAGCAUGGCGCUUGCAACGCCAGGGUUGUGGGUUCGAUUCCCACGGGGGACCAGUAUGAAAAAAUGUAUGCACUCACUAACUGUAAGUCGCUCUGGAUAAGAGCGUUUGCUAAAUAAUAAAAUAAUGUUUUUUUAAAAAUUUGUUUAAUUCUAUUGUUUCUCAACACGUACAUGUAUCACGAUCACUGCAAGUAAAACCUUCUUUAUCCCUCUUUUACCCUUCCUUUCUUCAGUCCUGUCAGCUGUUCAUCAACGUGCUGGUGGAGUCUCCCUCCAUCGACUACCACACAUCCCUGGCCCAGAAUGCAUUGCAGGUUUGCCUGACGCACCCAGAGCUCCAGAACGAGAUGUACUGUCAGUUGAUCAAGCAGACCAACCGACGCACGCCACACAACCACUCCCUCACUCAGGUACAUUAGAGACUGGUACCCAUUUCCCACUACUCAGCACGGCUGGCCUGGUUACACAUCCACUAUGUGUCGAAAAGCACCAUCUGAUAAGAACAAUAUCAGAGUUAGCACAGUUUGGUUCCGGUCAGCAGAUAUUCCUGUCACUUGUUACCUGUUAUUCUUGGUUGCUUUACUCUCAAGUGUUGUAUGAGUUGUAGUGAAAUAGUGUGUUCUCCUCUCCUCAGUGCUGGCAGCUGUUGUCUGUGUGUGUGGCUCUCUUUCUGCCUCAGCAACACUUCCUGUGGUACCUGAGACAGUAUCUGCAGCGUCAUGCAGACCCCAGGUAUAAACACGGAUGCACGAACACACACACACACACACCAAUCGAUUAAUGAUAACCCACGGUGAAAGAUAAUCCAACUACAGAAUAGUAUGAUCAUUGUUGAUGAUCCUGUGUGUGUGUGUAUCUGUGUGUUUGUAGGAGUGAGGUGGGGAAGUAUGCAGUGUACUGUCAGAGGUCUGUGGAGCGUACCCUACAGAACGGGGAGCGAGAGGCCAAACCGUCACGUAUGGAGAUCAUGUCCAUCCUACUGAGGAAUCCCUACCACCAUUCACUACCCUUCAGCAUCCCUGUCCACUUCAUGAACAACACCUACGAGGUAACACACUAAACACAGACACGCAACCAAAUCGCACACUAACAAUCAAACGCCUACCAAGUCAGGAAGAUGGAGAGUGCAGACCAAUGGAAAAUGGACUAUGAAUAAACACACUUUCUGUUACACCCAAUCAUUGAAUAAGUGACACUCUCCUGUCCUGUCCCGUCCUCUAGGUUGUAGGCUUUGAUGGUUCCACUACAGUAGACGAGUUCCUGAGCACCCUGAACCAGAGGGUGGGCAUGAGGAAACCACACCUGUCUGGCUUUGCCCUCUUCACUGAUGACCCCUCAGGGAAAGACCUGGAGCACUGCCUACAGCCCAGCGUCAAGGUCAGUGUGGACCAACAUACUCUUAUGAUUAUACACCUGCACAUGCAUUGCGGCAAUUGUUCCAAUACCACACAAUCUAACCUUUUAGUGCCUGCAACUAAGUAUAAGGCAGUAAACAGAGGGGUAGACUGGAAUCACAGCAGGGAACAGGGAAUAAUGUUCAGGAGACCAGGGUCUGCCCAUAGAGAUAGAUAGAGGACUCAUCUUUUUAUCUGCGCCAUUAUAGCAUCUGUGACAGCAUGGGCAGCGCCAUCGAGGAUAUCUCCAUUGUAAAGUAGUCAAUUGUCUUCAUUGGUUGAUUGUGCCCAACUCAUAGGAAUCCCCACCCACCUGACUACUUUAAAAUGGUGGAAACCCUCAACGGCAAUGUCCAUGUUAAAACGAGUUUUAUCCAUAAUGAGUCCUGUAUCUAUCUCUAUGGGUCUGCCUGGUCAGGUCGCAUGGUCAGGAAAACUCCUGGCUCCAAAGUAGAAGACAAUUAACUCAUUGAUCUUUUAACUCUCACCUCUGCCAACAGAUCUGUGAUGUCAUCUCCAAGUGGGAACAGGCCCUGAAAGAACUGCAUCCUGGGAAAUAUGAGGGGACACGCAUCGUCCGUCUGACAUACAAGAGCAGGUAGGCUUUACCUUGUUUUAGUUCCUUGAUGUGCUCAUUGUUGAGCUGAAGACAUCCAAAAUGGAUGACGAGGUGCAGACCAACGGACAUUUUUUCAAAUAGAAAAAACUAAUAAAGUAUCGCUCAGCACCACACACAUCAUGCAUUGACCAUUGUGAUGUCUUUUGUGUAGGUUGUGUUUCCGGGCCCAGGCUAAAGGGGAGACAGACCGUGAGCGCCUCCUGCUGGCCUACCAGGUGAAUGACGAGGUCCACCAGGGACACUUCCCUGUCAACAAGGAGUUGGCUCUGGAAGUGGCUGCUCUCAUGGCUCAGGUUGGUAGUGCUUUGGUAAGGAGAGGGGCAUUAUGGGUACUGAAGUACAUCAUGCUACAGGUUUGUCCCUCCCCAGGUAGAGCAUGGUGACCUGGACCGUCCGGCCCACUCCUCCUCCCCCAGCAGUAGCUCCUCUCCUCAGCCUAAAGCCCAACAGAUCUCCCCUAGUUACAGCGCUCCUCAGCCCAAAACUCAACAGAUCCUCAUACAGGCCCUGGAGCGCUUCUACCCCAAACGCUACAAACAGGACUGCACCAUGGACCAAUUCAGGUAACACACCCACACGCACAACCAGCUCAGGUAAUGCAUUACCCUCACACACAGAUAAUGUAAGACACAGGCUUCUACCCCAAACGCUAUUAACAGGACUGCAGCAUGGGUCAACUCGGGCAAUACUGGCCACGUGCACACAUUAUACCCAGAUAAAGAUGCCGAUACAGACAGACAGACAGACAGACUAAUUCUCUUCUUCAACUCCCCUCAGAGACCUAUCAGAGCAUCUGGCCACUAAGUGGUCAGUCCUGCGUGGCUGCAGUGCCUCAGAGUGUGUCAGAAUCUACCUGACCGUCGCUAGGAAGUGGCCGUUGUUCGGUGCCAAGCUCUUCAGUACUAAGGUAAGUGGGGAUGCAAGUAGACUAAACAACCUUUACCGCUUUCCUGAAUGUCUAUUGUAUCUGUACUGUACUGUAUGUUUCCAGCUUUUGCUGAAUCUGUGUUCGGUGUCUCCAGUGACUUGGAAGGUCUCUAUAAUCAAAUAGAUGUUGCUGUCCUCUUUCCUCUUUUUGGAAGGCCUAGUAUUUCAGUAUUUACCCAGACAAGUACCCCAUUCCUAUUGAAACCUUGAGUAGCACGGAUAUACAUGUAGCGGUACCGGUGUAUCAAGUCUGACACCAACAGGCUCCUGAACAGCUUCUAUUCCCAAGCCAUAAAUCUGCUAAAUAGCUAACAGAAUGGCUACACAGACUAUCUGAGUUGACCCUUGUACUUUAUUCUCUAUGCACACUCACAGGACUCUACACACUCAUGCACACGGACACUCCAACACACACAUAACAUGCACACACAUUUAUACUGACUCUACACACAUGCACACACACUCACAUACAAUCAUAAUUUAUGCUGCUGCUACUCUGUUUAUCAUAUAUCCUGAUGCCUAGUCACCUUACCCCUAUACAUACAGUAUUUUAUUUAUUUAUUUAUUUUUAUUUAACCUUUAUUUAACCAGGUAAGCCAGUUGAGAACAAGUUCUCAUUUACAACUGCGACCUGGCCAAGAUAAAGCAUAGCAGUGCGAUAAAAACAACAACACAGAGUUACAUAUGGGGUAAAAAAACAUAAAGUCAAAAAAUACAACAGAAAAUAUAUAUACAGUGUGUGCAAAUGUAGCAAGUUAUGGAGGUAAGGCAAUAAAUAGGCUAUAGUGCAAAAUAAUUACAAUUACAAUUAGUAUUAAACCUCUACCUCUAGUAUCUACCUCUAUCACUCCAGUAUCCCUGCACAUUUUAAAUAUGGUAUUGGAACUGACCCUGUAUAUACACUAUAUAUACAAAGGUAUGUGGACACCCCUUCAAAUUAGUGGAUUCGGCUAUUUCAGCCACACCCGUUGCUGACAGGUAUAUAAAAACGAGCACACAACCAUGCAAUCUCCAUAGACAAAGAUUGGCAGUAGAAUGGUCUUGAUGAAGAGCUCCGUGACUUUCAUCAUGGCACCGUCAUAGGAUGCCACCUUUCCAACAAGUCAGUUAGUUAAAUUUCAGCCCUGCUAGAGCUGCCCCGGUCAACUGUAAGUGCUGUUAUUGUGAAGUGGAAACGUCUAGGAGCAACAACUGCUCAGCCGCAAAGUGGUAGGCCACACAAGCUCACAGAAUGGGACCGCUGACUGCUGAAGCGCGUAGCGCUUAAAAUUCGUCUGUCCUCCGUUGCAACACUCACUACCGAGUUCCAUACUGCCUCUGGAAGCAACGUCAGCACAACAACUGUUCAUCGGGAGCCUCAUGAAAUGCGAAACUGAGCAGCCGCACACAAACCUGAGAUCACCAUGCGCAAUGCCAAGCGUCGGCUGGAGUGGUGUAAAGCUUGCCGCCACUGGACUCUGGAGCAGUGGAAACGCGUGAAGCCAGAUGAUGAAUCAGGCUUCACCAUCUGGCAGUCGAAUCUGGGUUUGGAGGAUGCCAGGAGAACGCUACCUGCUCCAAUGCAUAGUGCCAACUGUAAAGUUUGGUGGAGGAGGAAUAAUGGUCUGGGGCUGUUUUUCAUGGUUUGGGCUAGGCCCCUUAGUUCCAGUGAAGGGAAAUCUUAACGCUACAGCAUACAAUGACAUUCUAGACGAUUCUGUGCUUCCAACUUUUGAAUUUGGAACGCCGACUGUGAGCCAGGCCUAAUGGCCCAACACCAGUGCCCGACCUCACUAAUGCUCUUGUGGCUGAAUGGAAGCAAGUCCCUGCAGCAAUGGUCUAACAUCUAGUGGAAAGCCUUCCCAGAAGAGUGGAGGCUGUUAUAGCAGCAAAGGGUGGGAGCAACUCAAUUUUAUUGCCCAUGAUUUUGGAAUGAGAUGUUCGACGAGCAGGUGUCCACAUACUUUUGGUAAUGUAGUGUUGUUUCUUAAUUUCUCGUGUUAUUUUUAUUUCUCGUGUGUUUUUGUUCCACCUUAUGUUAUUUUUAGCACUACAUUGAUAAUGAUUACUGCAUUGUUGCGUUUGGAGCUUGCAAGAAAGGCAUUUCACUGUACUUGUGCACGGGACGUAAAAAACGUGAAACUUGAUCUACUGUCUCUGUAUACCAUCUGUGUCUCUCCUCUCCGUCUCUGUCUGCAGCCUAUACCUCCCUCGUCUGUGGAGCAGUCCCCGGUUUGGCUAGCCGUCAAUGAGGAUGGACUGUGUGUGCUUGACUAUACCAUGGUAAGUGUGUGUUUAUCUACAUGUUUAUAUGUCUGCUCCCUUAGCUCAUUUACCAUGGUAUAAGUGAAUAUUAAAAGUAUGCAUGCAGGUCAAAAUCUAACCGUGUGGUAUUACUGGUACUAAAAGUGGCCACAAGGUGGGCGUGUUUCAGUGAUUCAGUACCUAUAGCCAGUGGUCAGAGGACCACCAUCAGAAGAAAGCUCUUGAACAGAAAAUUACAUCAUAUUUCCAUCAUAAAUUACCUACAUUACAAAUUUUUUUAAAGACAACAACCUCUCAGAAUUGGUAUUCGCUGUAAUUCCUUUUUUAAACGGGCACAAUCUUAGCUUAGAUUCAGAGCACUUAAGGUUUGGGGUUUCUCUUCUGUCUUUACCAGUCUGGCUGUUGCCAGGCCACAGUGGCGGAGGCUUGUUGAUCUACUGGUCUGGAAUGAUUUUCUACUGCAGCGUUUGAAACACCAGAUCCCCACAGGGAAACAGAAACUGCUGGCCUACAAUUUUACCAGACCUGGGUUCAAUUCAAAUACUAUUUGAAAUCAUUUGAAAUACUUAAGCUGGGCUUGAUUGACCUUGCCUGGGUUAAUAAAACCAAAUCCCACCCAUCUGGAGAAAAAGGACAAAGUAUUUGAAAGAUUUCAAAUAGUAUAUGACACCAGAUAUGGGUCUACCAAGAGAUCAAAAUGCUGACUGAGAUAUAAACAAAUGUUAAACUUAAAACACUAUAAUUAUCUUACCCUUAUUCCUCUAUGUAAUUUCUGGUUUGGUGUCCUUUCAUGCUCCAAUACAUUUACUAGUUCUUAAGGAAAAAAUAAGGAAAAUUCACAAUAAAGCAAUAGAAAUGAUGUCAUGCUGCUUCAAUGGUUCAUGCUCAAUUUGUCUCUUGAGAAAACAAUAACAAGAAACUAAUUCCCAAAGAAAGAAUCCUCAGGCCUGUACCAGGAAGAGAGAAGAGACAGAUAACUUAAAGGAAAAUUCCACUCAAAAACUAUAUUUUGGUAUUUGUUUAAUUAGUCCACGGUUGAUACAGUCCCAAAAUGUUUUGCAUGUCAGCAAUCAACUUUCAAUAUACAGUAAGUGUCACAGUAUGAUGUGUUUUGCAUCAUCAUUUUGGGACUGUAUCAACAGUGGACAAAUUAAACAAAUACCAAAAGAUCAUUUUUGAGUAGUAUUUUCCUUUAAGGGCUUUUUACACUACUGAACCGAACAAACCAAAAGUGAAAAUAUAAGAUUAAAGCCAUCAAAGUUAGUGUAAAAGGGGUCAAAUGUGUUUUCCUAUUCACAUACAUAUUUAAACAAAUUAAAUAAAUAAUCCAUUCCUUUACAGCACCUUCUGGUCAUGUACUCCUACCAAUCAGUGAUCACCUUUGGCGGUUGCCGUGACGACCUGAUGGUGGUAGUGAGCCAGACCAAAGAGCAGGGUGGAGGGAAGAAGAGUGUGGAGAAACUGGUCUUCGCUAUGGCUAAACCCAAGGUAAAGUUACCUAGUCGUCUCUAUGGCUAAACCCAAGGUAAGGUUACCUAGUCUUCAGUAUGUCUUAACCCAAGGUAAGGCCAUAAAAAUAGAAUAUUUUCUAUUUCAUUCUAUACUGAUCAAAAAUAUAAAAGCAACAUGCAACAAUUUCAAAGAUUGUAGUGAGUAACAGUUCAUAUAAGGAAAUCAGUCAAUUGAAAUAAAUGCAUUAGGCCCUAAUCUAUGGAUUUCACAUGACUGGGAAUACAGAUAUGCAUCUGUUGGUCACAGAUACCUUAAGAAAAGGUAGGGGCGUGAAUCAGAAAACCAGUCAGUAUCUGGUGUGACCAACUUUUGCCUCAUGCAGCGCGACAGAUCUCCUUCACAUAGAGUUGAUCAGGCUGUUGAUUGUGGCCUGUGGAAUGUUGUCCCACUCCUCUUCAAUGGCUGUGCAACGUUAUGGAUAUUGGUGGGAACUAGAACAUGCUGUCGAUCCAGAGCAUCCCAAACAUGCUCAAUGGGUGACAUUUCUGGUAAGUAUGCAGGCUAUGGAAGAACUGGGCAGUGGCGUGUAUUCAUUGAUGCCAAGGGAAGCCAGGCUUCCUGAAAAAAUGUACCACCCAAAAAUAAAUAUAAUAAUAAUUUAUCUUUCAUCUCUCUGUGUUUCAUAAUUUUCCUUAAAUUCUCAAGAGUCUGAAUGUAUCUCACCGGAGAAAGCAUCCAAGCGAGCGAACCAGCGCCCCUCUGUUUCUGUAUGUGUAGGCCAUCUAUCUAGUGCAUGACUGUAAGUCACUUUGGAUAAAAGCGUCUGCUAAAUGGCAUAUUAUUAUUAUUAUUAUUAUGCUGUCUGGUCCAAAAGAGGAUGACAUUGUUGCCACUCGUAGCACUGAAUGCAAGUGAAGCCAGUGAGCAUUUGGCCAAUCAGCGUUGAGCUAAACUGAGUAAGCUCAACUGUGAAUGGUCCUGGCACACCAAAGAAAGGUGUCAAGGCAAGCCAGUUUGGAUUUGGCGUAACUCCUAUCAAAUCGCAUCGAGCGCAUACGUAAUUGACAGAAACAACUUGAACUGUUGCAUCUCGUGGCUAGCUAGCCAGCUAGCUAAAAUUGUUCCUUUCCUAAAUUAGCCAUAGAUGGAGAUAGGUAUUUGGACUUGUGCUUUUACUUAAUUAUCCAUACUGGCCAAUGAUUAUAACGGUAAUUCUGAUCCAAUCAUAAAUUCAUACAUUGUGCCACUGGCCUGAGAGGAUGGAAGUUCAAUAUGUAGCUAGAUGUAGAAGGCUAAUGUUAACUAGCUAAUGUUGCCCAUGAAAGGAAGUUUGGCUAGCGAGCAAACAUUUUAGCCAGGUAGCCUAAGACAACAAAAAAUAAAAGCGUGUACUGUAUGACAGAGUGAUAGAGACUGUUUCGUCAACAUGAAAGAUAGGAGAAUGGCAUUGGCGUAUCUCUUCAAGUAGGGUGAGUCAACAUGUUUUUUCUACUUGCACGAAUGCACAUGCUCACACGCGCACACAGAAAUCAGAAAGAUGGACAGUCACAUCAUAUUUAGCUUACGUUGAUUGGACUAAAUUGUUUUUGGUAUCUUUUAGUUGUCACUGUAUUAGACUAAGCGUAGGUGAUUUGAUGAUGUUGAAAUGUUGAAAUUUUGAAGUUGAAAUGGUGCUGGAAUAGUGGAGGCAGCUCCUGUUUUCUUUGCGACUUGUGGUAACUCUCCAUGGUUCUAAAUCAAUAGUUGUUUAGUGGUCCGAAAUGUCGGAAAGAUUAACUUGCUUGACCAUGCAGUAGGUCAUGUAACUGUUUGUUACAUGCAAUAUGCUUUGUGUACUUCACCGGACAGAGGUUGCUCUCCGGUUUUGUGAUGAAACAAAGGUGUGGUUGAAUUUAUUCUGCCACUGUGUCUUCUUAUUGUCUCGGCCUUUAGGCCUAUAUAUCACGGUGUCAAGGCAUAUGAACUAACAGGUUAUAGAGCAAACAAUGCAAUUAUCACAACACAUAGGUUGUAAUAUGGCUUUUUUUUCUGGCUUGGCUUCUCCAGUGAUUUUACCCACGCACCUCUACUGAUACAGGGACAUGUUCAGCUUCCAGGAAUUGUGUGCAGAUCCUUGCGACAUGGGGCCGUGCAUUAUCAUGCUGAAACAUGAGGUGAUGGCGACGGAUGAAUGGCACUAUAACAGGCCUCAGGAUCUCGUCAUGGUAUCUCUGUGCAUUCAAAUUGACAUCGAAUAAAAGGCAAUUGUGUUCAUUGUCCAUAGCUUAUGCCUGCCCAUAGCAUAACCCCACCGCCACCAUGGGGCACUCUGUUCACAACGUUGACAUCAGAAAACCGCUCGCUCACACGACACCAUACACGUGGUCUGCAGUUGUGAGGCCGGUUGGACAUACUGCCAAAUUCUCAAAAACAACGUUGGAGGCGGCUUAUGGUAGAGAAAUGAACUUCCAAUUAUCUGGCAACCGCUCUAUAGGUAUUUCUGUAGGUAAGACUUACAGUAGGUUUGGCUUUACCUCUGGCCAAGUGCAAGUGGUCAUUGAAAACGGUUAGUGGAUAAUUAUCAUGGACCACAACAGCUCUGCCAACUUUCAGUCAGUCAAUAGGAUCUUACUGUGCAGAAAGCCAGCGUGAAAAAUAGGAGGUGAGCUACUGCUAUGUUGUGCUGUCCACCUGUCAGUUCUGUGUGGCUCAGAAAACGGUCCACUAGCAGCGACCAGGUUCAACGGUUCAAUUCCCACAGGGAUCACAUCACUGUACCUUAAGUCGCUUUGGAUCAAAUCUCUUAUUACAUUAUAUAAUAGCAAGGUUACCCUCCACUGCCUUGGGCUGAUUUAGAAAGCAGGUUGAUUUAGAAAGCAGAGGAGCCAAAGGGAGCGAUUCACAGAAACGCAGAUAAAUUACCAGUGCACUGAAAUUGACUUUAAAAGGUGAUUUUGUCUUGAGCCGCCUUUCAUUAAUCUGUGUUGGAUUGAUGCCUGGCCUAAGCAUUACUACUGGGACGUGCUAAUAAGGUCCUGCUGUAUUCAUGACAGGUGGCUCAAUAUCAAGUCAUUUCUAUGGUUUUCUCAUUGGCUUUAAACUGAACUUCUAAAUGUGAGCAUAUGUGCAUCCAGCUCCCUUGGAUCAAAUGAAAUUCAAUCAUUUAAAAUGGUUAAACAAUUUUCCCCUCCUUACUCUGUCUUCUCCUCUCCCCUGCACGGUCUCCUCCUCCUGUCCUCUCUCCCUCUUCUCCUCUCCCAGAUCCUGGAGUUGACUCUGUUAAUGGCCAGCUAUAUUAACUACUGGACCCCCAGCCACCCUGGCCCCCCUGCGGCCCAGCACCAGUCCCCAGGACCCUGCUCCCCUCUGGGGCCCCGUGGGGCUGGGGCUGAGGCCGGGAAGAUGUGGGACGUGGAUAGCAGACACUUUCCCUCCAUGACCUACACAACCAAAGGACCCACUCUACUUUGAAUACAGCAACAACAAUCAACCCCCUGUUCCAGUGCAUCUUUGGAACAACAGGGCCAUGUUCAUUAGCCAAUAAAUGGAAGAAAACUGACUGAAACAAGGAGGAUCUAUACCUGGACUAGUCAAAUAAGAAAUGCUAAUUUUAGUUUUACAUUUCAAAAGGUUUUGCGACAGUGUACCCUACUGAACAUGAUCCAGGACUGAGAAACUACUGGGUAUUGUGGGUUGUGGUACAGAAGACAUUUUGCUCCAUAUACAUUACGUUACAACUGAAAAUGGCCAUUGUUUUAUUUUACCCUCAUUCCCUCUGGCCUGGAGUGGAUUUUGUUGUAUAUACACAUGACAUUUAAUUUCUGCUGAUUUUUUUUUUUUUUAC
Coregonus sp. 'balchen' is the source of this 31831-nucleotide messenger RNA. NCBI's taxonomy places the organism in Eukaryota, Metazoa, Chordata, Actinopteri, Salmoniformes, Salmonidae. The record is from the annotation of a GenBank genome assembly.